This is a messenger RNA of Lodderomyces parapsilosis, 3003 nucleotides long. RefSeq lists its product as uncharacterized. NCBI's taxonomy places the organism in Eukaryota, Fungi, Ascomycota, Pichiomycetes, Serinales, Debaryomycetaceae. The transcript has a single exon. The record is from RefSeq and is a predicted model, not a curated record. Gene Ontology annotation, cellular component: fungal-type cell wall. Gene Ontology annotation, biological process: cell adhesion involved in multi-species biofilm formation; cell adhesion involved in single-species biofilm formation. Bases 1 to 3003 code for a protein of 1000 amino acids.
AUGAUUAAACAAUUAUCAUUUGCCUCCGCGUUUAUUGCCUUUGUGCUUACAACCUUCGUUCAAGCAACUGAUAUUAGCAAUGUUUUCCAAAGCUUUGACAGUUUAACUUGGCAGAAUGGAGCAAACUAUAGGUACAGAACACCAGCAGCUCCAAGUUGGAUUGCACAAUUGUCUUGGCACAUAUUAGGUUCCAAUGUCAAACCAGGUGAUACAUUCACAUUGAACAUGCCAUGUGUAUUCAAGUUUACCACCUCUCAAAAGACUGUUGAUUUGAAAGUAGGCGGCACCGUGUAUGCCACAUGCCAAUUUGCUCCAGGUGAUUUAGUCGUUGCAUAUUCACAAUUGAAAUGUACUGCCAGCGAUAAUGUUAAAGAUAGCACUGAUGCUACUGGUACUGUUAGAUUCCCUUUCACAUUCAAUGUUGGUGGGUCUGCUGGUGCAGUUGAUUUGCAAAACUCAAAAUGUUUCACACCAGGUACUAAUGAAGUAACUUUUACUGAUGGUGAUAAAAAGUUAACCGUAAUUGCCAAUUUCCAAGGUGGUUCCAAUACCAAUACAGGCUCAACCGAAGAUAUCGUAUACAGCAACCGCCUUGUUCCAACCUUGAACAAGCAGCAAUUAUACUUAUUGGGAGGCACGUGUCCAAAUGGUUACAGAAGGGGAACGUUGGGAAUCACAACCGUAGGGGGAACCUUUGAUUGUUCUAGUAUUCACUCAGCGAUCACAAACAAUUUGAAUGAGUGGUUCUUACCAGAGGUGGUAGAGACUAUUUUAGCUACAUCCCGCUGUAAUGGCCAAUCAUAUACAAUCAAUUACGACAACAUUCCCGCUGGUUAUAGACCUUUUAUCGAUAUUUUAAUUUCGCGUCCAGUAGGUCAAGUAUUACGCACAACUUAUACAAAUAGAUUUCAAUGUGCAGGUCUGCUCACCACUACUGACAGGUCCUUGUCAGUGACUUGGGCAGAAUAUAGAAAUAACGAAGCUGGUGCUAAUGGUAAUGAGGUCGUUGUUACUACAUCUACAUGGCUCGGAUCAACUACUGCUGUGACUACAUUGCCUUUCAACACUGAACCAGGUAACACGAAAACAAUCCUUGUCGAAGUGCCAAUACCAACAACUACGGUUACCUCAAGUUACACUGGAUACUCGACAUGGACUACGACAAUCACUGCCACGCCUGGUGAAACGGCCACAGUCCUUGAAUGGGACCCAAUUACUCCUACUAGCUCAAGCGAGCCACCAAGCUCAAGCGAGCUACCAAGCUCAUCAGAACAGGAAUCUAGUUCGGAACUACUAAUCUCAAGUGAACCACGAAGUUCAGAACCACCAAGCUCAAGUGAACCACAAAGUUCAUCAGAACUGAAAUUUAGUUCAGAAAUACCAAGCUCAAGUGAACCACCAAACUCAUCAGAAUCACCCUCAAGUUCAGAACCUUCAAGCGCAUCGGAACCACCAAGCGCAUCGGAACCUUCAAGCGCAUCGGAACCACCAAGCGCAUCGGAACCUUCAAGCGCAUCGGAACCACCAAGCGCAUCGGAACCACCAAGCGCAUCGGAACCACCAAGCGCAUCGGAACCACCAAGCUUAUCAGAGCCUAGCUCUUGGAUACCAACCCGUUCAUUAGCGAUCUCAGUUUCACUGGUACCACCACGUUCAUUAGCGGCCGCAAUUUCAUUGGUACCAUCAGUUUCACUGUCACCCGCAUCUUCAUUCGCACCAGCAAACUCAUCAAAACCAUCAUUAAGCCUAAAGCAGACCUUGAGCUCAGAGAAUUCAACCUCUUCAAAGCCAAUAAACUUAAAAACAUCUACCUUGCUUGAGACAGCGUCAAGUAGUGAAUUUCCCCCGAGUUCAUUGGAGGCUGUAUCAAGUAGUUUACCAUCAAGCUCAUCAAAGAAACCAACCUCAUUAGCCAUCACCUCAAGUACAGAAGCACAAUCAAGCUCUUCCAACUCAGGUUUUUUGUCUCAGACACAAGCUACACUAAAUGAUCAAUCAUUGUCCUCGACAACUCCAGCUUACCGAAAUGGUACAAGUCUCAUACAAGAAUCUUCCAUUCCACCCAUUUUAGAACCCACAACUACUUACAUUGAAGAACGAUCUACAAAAUCUGCUAUCGACGUGACACCUUCAUUCAGUGAAUCAGAAAGUACAUCAUUAGGUAUUACGUCGGACAGUAAAAGUACCACGGUAGGUGUCAGAAGUGGCGGCCAGGAAUCUUCUACUACAUCAAGUUUUGCCGAAACUGGCCAUGAAAACAAGGACGCAUCGUCUACUACCAGAAGUAACAUUGAAACUGGAAACGUGAACGUAGAAGUAUCGUACACUACUUCAAGUGCUAUAGAAACUCAAAAUGGAACUGAACAAAGGUCUUCUGCAACAUCUGUGCAAACCUGCUAUGGAAGUGAUAUCACAAUGGGAACCACGCCAACUUCAUCAGGGACUAUCACCCCCACCAGUUCUAUUAGCUUGGUUUCUGUAACAACUAACACACAACUACCUAGUUCUUCAUUUACUCCUUCAACCAACAAUGGGAAUGACAAUGAUGAUGAAGAUGGAGGAAAUAGAGCAAAUGCAUCUGGGAAUAGAUCCGGUAACGAUGAAAAUAAUUCCAGCGAUAGAAUUCAAGAAGAACCUGACAAGCAAGCAAGCAACGAAUAUGGUGGUGAAUCAGGAAAUGCAUCCGAAGAAAAAAAUGGAGCUGGCAUGAUUGGAUUGGGAGAUAAAUCAAGUAACGAAUCGGGCGAUGGAUCAGGUUAUGAAUUAGGUUUAGAGACGCACAACAAUGAAAACGAUUUGAAAGAAGGCUCAAGUAAGGCAUCAGGUGAUCGUGGUGAAGGAUCGGGAAAUACAUCAAAUUAUGGAUCUAAGGAAACAUUAAGUGUGUCUGUUACAAGGACAAAUGGUGCAAUUAUUGUAUUGAGCUAUGAAGGAAAUGGACCUAUCGAGAAAGUUUCUACAUUGUUGACUGGUCUUUUUGUUGUUUUCUCCUUUUUUAUUUAG